This is a messenger RNA of Dioscorea cayenensis subsp. rotundata (Guinea yam), 496 nucleotides long. RefSeq names its product major pollen allergen Ole e 10-like. NCBI's taxonomy places the organism in Eukaryota, Viridiplantae, Streptophyta, Magnoliopsida, Dioscoreales, Dioscoreaceae. The transcript has 4 exons. The coding region runs from base 42 to 410 and encodes 122 amino acids. The record is from RefSeq and is a predicted model, not a curated record.
ACUACCCACCAUUAUCUCUAAUCCAUCUAUUGAAUUCAGAAAUGGCAUCAAAGGUUGAAGCUUUGUGUUGCAGCUCUCUCUCAUCACUCUCUGUUUUGCUUCUACUGCUUUUUGUAUCAGGUCAAAAAUUGCAUUUGGUGCAAGGGGAGAAAACUUGGUGUGUGGCUAAGCCUUCAGCAGAUGAUGCAACUCUGUUGGCAAAUCUAAAUUAUGCUUGUUCACAGGUUGAUUGCAGUGUUUUGCAAAAAUCCUGCUCUUGUUUCUACCCAGAUAAUCUCAUUUCUCAUGCUUCCAUUGUCAUGAAUCUUUACUACCAAUGCAAAGGAAGGAACAAUUGGAAUUGCUAUUUCAACAACUCCGCACUCAUUGUUAUUACUGAUCCAAGUUAUGGAAACUGUGCUUAUGCAUGAUGUACCAGUAUCUUCAAUUAACAGAGCCAAUGUAGUUAUUUUCCUUCAGAUGAAUUGGAAGUGAAUUAUGAAAAUAAAAAUCUUUG